Spodoptera litura is the source of this 347-nucleotide messenger RNA. NCBI's taxonomy places the organism in Eukaryota, Metazoa, Arthropoda, Insecta, Lepidoptera, Noctuidae. The record is from RefSeq and is a predicted model, not a curated record.
GGUGUGGCGGUGGACAUUGUGUGCACAGCUCCGAUACAACACUAACAAUGAAGUCCAUGAUUAUUGUCGCCGUUUUGGCCUUCCUGGCGGUCGCCAGCGCCAAGCCUUUCCUCGGCGAAUUAGGAGCUGGACUUGGUGAAGUAGGAGCUGGCCUGGGCGCCGGCCUUGGUAACAUCGGAGCUGGACUUGGUGCCGGGAUUGGAGCCGGACUUGAAGGUCUCGGUGCUGGCCUUGGGCUCGGUGGACGUGGCGGUCGGGGCGGUCUGGGUCUAGGAGGCUUGCUAUAACAACUUCAUCGAUAGAUCCCAGUUCCCAGUCUUCCACAAAUAAAUGUUUUGAUUGGAAAA